ACCUACCGAGGCUGAUACUGAAACUGAUAACGAUUACUAAUUUAUUUUGCUAGUCAGUGUAUAAUAAAUUCUUUAGUUUCGGGUUUUUGUUACGUGGAGGAUCUUAACUUUUAAGUGCUGUAUUAACUCUUUGCUAAUUAGUUUACAUAACAAAGAAACUAUUAAAAACUAACUAGGCUUACUGUUUCGUACAUAAAGCAAGUAGUUUUAAGAAGAUGGCAAUUCUCGCACCAGCAAUAUUUGUUAAUCACGGCGGUGGACCUAUGCCUCUAUUAGGUGACAAAAGUCACACAGCAUUGACAGAAUUCCUGCGACACGAAGUAAAUAAGUAUGUUAAUUUCAAGGAAUUGAAAGCUAUAAUACUUGUCACUGCUCAUUGGGAGGAAGAUGUGGUAACAAUAUCUUCAAGCAAGCAUCAUGACUUAUACUUUGAUUACUAUGGCUUUCCUCCAGAGUCGUAUAAAUAUAAAUAUAGUGCGCCUGGUGAUCCUGAAUUGGCACAAGAUAUCCAUAAAACGUUAACCGAUGCUGGUAUAGAGUCCAAAUUAGAUCCGAAAAGAGGUUGGGACCAUGGUGUUUUUGUACCAAUGUUGCUUAUGAAUCCCGGAGCUGAUAUUCCUAUUAUACAAAUAUCUGUGUUAACAAAUCAAGAUGCUAACAAGCAUUACAAACUCGGUGAAGCCUUGUAUAAGUACCGUAAGAGUGGAAUAGCAAUAGUCGGUUCCGGAAUGUCAUAUCAUAACAUGCGAGAAUUUAGAUCUGGGGAAUAUGAUAGAACAGUUGUAAAUGAAGAUUUUGACAAUUUCUUAAACAAUGCUUGUACUGCAAGUAAUGAUGAGAGAAGGGAAAAGUUUUCAUCCUGGGAUAAGCAAUCUGGAGCAAGAGAGGCGCAUCCGCCGAGAGCAGCUGAACACUUUAUGCCAUUAGUUGUUGUUGCUGGAGCGGGUGGCGGUGCUGGAGGGGAACGGAUAUUCAAUUGGGACUAUAUGGGGAUUUUUAGAUUGAGUGGAUUUGUAUGGAAAAAUGAGUGAAUAUAGGACAUUUCUGACAUUGAUAUUAGAUAGUGUAAUAUUAUCGUAAUUCAUAAAAAAAGCACUACCUAAAUGAAGACUUCUCUGAAGACAUGGUUUAUAAUAAGACACAAAUUUUUUUUUUGUUAAACUUUACCAAAGGCAACUUUACCCAGAGUGUUAAAUAAAGUGCUGUGUGCCUAUUGAAGCUUACAAAUCGACAAUAAUUUCCACUUUUAUUAUUGGAGUGAGAAAAAAUUAUGCCCAUGUUUGUACUACAUGUAAUUAUAUUAUCGAUCCGUACAGAUCUGAAAAUAUAUUUUAAUAUUGUGUGAUAAGUUUUAUUACUUAUUAGGUGACCUGACAGAUGUUGUCAUGCCGUCAUGAAAACACUUACUUUUAGCAUGAGCGGAUGUAAGUGGCAUUCUUAGAUCACCUCUACUCGGGGAAAUGAAUAUUCCUACCAAAAAUCAAGUCUACACUUUAUGGUUCCAGAGAUAUCAUCAUGAGUCAAUAUAUAGGUGGAAAUCUUUUCUAGAUUUAUACUAUGCAUGUCUUAAGGAAGCACAAAUUGAAAAAAAUGUUUUAAUAUAGUUAGCAUUUUUGCAGAAUGGUUGUAUCCUUUGGUAUUCUUUAAUUUCAUACCAAAGCCAUAUAUAUGGCAAUAAGUUUGCUGGGUCAGUUACUAUAGUUACAAGAUUUGUUUAGUUUAAAUAAAUAAUAUAUUUAAAUUCCAUUUAAUCAGCAAUAAACUUGGAAAAUAGAGGAUGUUAUGAUUGUAUUGCUAAGACUCGAGAGAAAAACAAUUAUUUGUUUUAUUAUUAUUAAAUUGAUGAUUAAUUUAUUGGGAAGUUGGGAAAAUAACAACUCGAUAUAUUACAGAUAAUAUGAUUUUCGUAAAGAACCCGACAAAUUCAUUGGAAAUCUACAUCAAAUUGUAAUUUCAGUAGGAGAUAAUAAUGUGCAUGAUAGAUAAAUUUGUGUUCAUUGCUGCAUAAACUUGACUUGUUAAGAUGAUUUAUAUGUCUAUAUAACCCUCUUGCUGCUAACAGCCAGAGAAUUCUAACAGUCUAAGUAACGGAUGAAAUCACAAAAUUGUAGGACGACACAUCACUCUAUUUUAAAUGUCAAAAUUUGAUUAAUUGCGACAAAAUUAUGUAUGCGAUAAAAUUGUAUGCAAGCAAAGUAAGCAUGCAACCAUGUUAGUGUCCAUCGACAUAAUAUCUAGAUAAGACGAGAAAAUGCGUAGAGAUAAUUUACUCGUGGUGCAAAUGCAAGCCCGGCAGGUCAAUUAUUUUAGUGUGCACGACAGCCACGUCUUACACUCUCGAUACGUUGGUCACUUUGUUUUACUGUUUGUGCGUUGCUGAAAAUAGAGGCUAACCGUUCGCCGCUAUUUUUUUUGGCGUGUUCACAGCUGUCACAGUCUAUCUAGACGUAUAAAUUAUCUAAGCGCAACUGUAUUAGUAAGUAGUAGAAAUAUAAUAUAUAAAUAAAAUUAAAUGCAUUAACUCUCGGAAUAUAUUUAUUGUAAUACUAACAUAUAGAUUGUAAGGUUUCGGUGCUAUAGACUAUAGUGUCAAAAAUUAUUAGAUAUUUAUGUAGCUAUACAAUGGGACCAAAUAAAUAUUUUAUUCACUUGAAA
Messenger RNA from Leptidea sinapis, 2655 nucleotides. RefSeq lists its product as uncharacterized. The record is from RefSeq and is a predicted model, not a curated record. Gene Ontology annotation, molecular function: zinc ion binding; oxidoreductase activity, acting on single donors with incorporation of molecular oxygen; ferrous iron binding. The transcript is spliced from 2 exons. Bases 216 to 1031 code for a protein of 271 amino acids. NCBI's taxonomy places the organism in Eukaryota, Metazoa, Arthropoda, Insecta, Lepidoptera, Pieridae.